Molecule: messenger RNA, 2154 nt
Organism: Triticum turgidum subsp. durum (durum wheat)
Lineage: Eukaryota; Viridiplantae; Streptophyta; Magnoliopsida; Poales; Poaceae
Source: the annotation of a GenBank genome assembly
AUGCUGCGCGCCGACCAGGACGAGCUCCGCGCCCCCAACGCAUCGGCCCCAGGGGGUGGCACGGCCAACCUCUUCCGGAAGAAGGCCACGCUCCCGCAGCCCCCUGCCACCGCCGCCACCCGCAAGCCCCUCCGCAUCAAAAUAGGUCAGCCAAAGUUGCCCAAAAACUUUGAGGAAGAUACUUGGGCAAUUUUGAAGGAUGCCAUUACAGCCAUAUUUCUCAAGCAGAAGCUUUCCUGCGAUGUUGAGAAACUUUAUCAGGCUGCUGGUGAUCUCUGUCUACACAAGCUAGGGGCAAAUUUAUACGAGCGAGUCAAGAAAGAAUGCGAAAUACAUAUAUCAGCAAAAAUCUCAGCAUUAAAUGUUGCAAAUCUUUGUUCAGUGUGGGAUAUGGGGUUGCAGCUGUUCCGCAAGCAUAUAUCAUUGUCUCCGGAGAUUGAACACAAAACCGUCACUGGUCUUUUAAGAUUGAUUGAGAGCGAGAGGCUUGGUGAAGCAAUAGAUAAGACAUUACUUAGUCAUCUUCUGAAGAUGUUUACUGAUCUUGGAAUGUAUUCCGAGACAUUCGAAAAGCCUUUUCUUGAAUGCACCUCUGAGUUUUAUGCUACUGAAGGUGUCAAAUAUUUGCAGCAGUCUGAUAUUCCAGAUUAUCUAAAGCAUGCAGAGUCAAGGUUGCAAGAAGAACACGAUAGGUGCAUUCUGUAUUUGGAAGCUAACACGAGGAAGCCACUUAUAGCAACUACAGAAAAACAAUUGCUACAGCGACACACAUCCGCAAUUAUUGAGAAGGGAUUUACAGUGCUUAUGGAAGCAAAUCGUGUAACGGACCUGUCGAGGAUGUACACCCUUUUUCAGAGGGUUGAUGCCAUUGAGAUGCUAAAGCAAGCACUUAGUUUAUAUAUCCGGGGCACAGGCCAGGGCAUUAUCAUGGAUGAAGAGAAAGACAAGGAUUUGGUUCCCUUUCUUCUGGAAUUUAAGGCAUCCCUUGAUAAAAUAUUAGAAGAAAGUUUUGCAAAAAAUGAGGCUUUCUCCAAUACUAUAAAAGAGUCAUUCGAGCAUCUUAUCAAUCUACGCCAGAAUCGACCGGCUGAAUUGAUUGCAAAGUUUCUCGAUGAGAAACUUCGAGCUGGAAAUAAAGGUACUUCAGAAGAAGAAUUGGAGGGAAUACUCGACAAAGUUUUGGUUCUGUUCCGAUUUAUACAAGGAAAAGAUGUAUUUGAGGCAUUCUACAAGAAGGAUCUAGCUAAGAGGUUGCUGCUGGGAAAGAGCGCAUCAAUAGAUGCUGAGAAAUCAAUGAUUACAAAGCUUAAAACUGAGUGCGGAAGUCAAUUUACCAACAAAUUGGAGGGAAUGUUCAAGGACAUUGAAUUAUCCAAAGAAAUAAAUGAUUCUUUCAAGCAAUCAUCUCAGGCAAGGACAAAGCUUCCAACUGGCAUUGAAAUGAGUGUACAUGUGCUUACAACAGGCUACUGGCCGACAUAUCCACCGAUGGAUGUGAAGCUCCCACAUGAACUCAAUGUGUAUCAGGAUAUAUUUAAAGAGUUCUAUUUGAGCAAGUACAGUGGAAGGCGUCUAAUGUGGCAGAAUUCUUUGGGUCAUUGUGUAUUAAAAGUAGAGUUCCCCAAAGGUAGAAAGGAACUUGCAGUGUCAUUAUUUCAGAGUGUAGUCCUGAUGUUGUUCAACGAUGCACAAAAGCUAAGCUUUGUCGACAUAAAGGAGUCGACUGGUAUUGAGGAUAAAGAAUUGAGAAGAACACUGCAGUCACUUGCAUGUGGCAAAGUUAGGGUUCUCCAAAAGACACCAAAAGGACGAGAUAUAGAUGAUAAGGACGAAUUCGUAUUUAAUGAAGAUUUUAGUGCUCCCCUUUAUCGCAUAAAGGUGAAUGCAAUUCAGAUGAAGGAAACAGUAGAAGAAAACACGAGCACCACUGAGAGAGUAUUUCAAGAUCGUCAGUAUCAGGUUGAUGCAGCCAUAGUUCGAAUUAUGAAGACGAGGAAAACACUCAGCCACACCCUUCUAAUAACCGAGCUUUUCCAGCAGCUCAAGUUCCCGAUUAAGCCAGCGGAUAUGAAGAAGAGAAUAGAGAGCCUAAUCGACAGGGAGUACCUGGAGAGAGACCGGAGUAACCCCCAGAUAUACAAUUAUCUGGCUUGA